AUGACAUCUCUACUUCGCCAAAUCGUCGCUGGACCGCGCUUACAGCACCCCGAAGCUGGAUUAGAUUUGUGCUAUGUGACUGAUUUCCUUGUUGCAACAUCCGGCCCCUCAUCCAAAUACCCCAAACGCGCCUACCGCAACCCCACGGACGCCCUAGUCCGUUUCUUGGAUAGCAAGCAUGACGAAGACUGGGCAAUCUGGGAGUUCCGAGCUGAAGGGACCGGGUAUCCGGAUUCGGAGGUGUAUGGACGAAUUCACCAUUUCCCGUGGCCGGAUCAUAAUCCACCGCCGUUUGCGCUUAUACCUGCGAUUAUGGCGAGUAUGCGCAAUUGGUUGAAUGAAGAAAGUUUUGGGGAAGAGCGGAUCGAUAUAAAGAAGGAGAAGAGGGUGGCGGUUGUUCAUUGCAAAGCAGGAAAAGGAAGAAGUGGGACUGUUGCGUGUAGUUAUCUGAUCAGUCAAGAAGGGUGGAAGAUGGAGGAUGCUCUUCAACGGUUUACGGAGCGAAGAAUGCGGGUGGGCUUUGGUGAUGGUGUCAGUAUUCCUAGUCAAGUUCGAUGGGUGAGAUAUGUCAAUAGAUGGGCGAACGAUAUGGGCAAGGUUUACGUCGAACGGCCUGUCGAAAUUCUUGAGGUACACGUUUGGGGCUUGAGGGAUGGCGUCAAGAUAGCUCUCGAGGGUUAUGUUGAUGAGGGCAAGAAGAUUAAAUGUUUCCAUCUUUUCAGACGGAAAGAGCGUAUCGUCGUUGAUGACGGUAAGAGUACAUUGCCUCUAUCAUCUGACGACUUGAUUGCGAAAGAUAGAUUGGAGAAGAGGGAAAAAGAGAGAGUCGGCAAAUCUUCGCCUUCACCACCACCAUCCUCAUCAUCGAAUUCAUCAAUCAUCACCCAACAGCCACCCAUGACUUUUAAGCCGUCCACAUCAACAUCCAAAAACGUCGGCGACAAUAACAAUAGAAUAGCAGCGGCCAUCCUACGUCCUGACAAACCCGUCAUCUUACCCACGUCCGACGUCAACAUAGGCUUUGAGCGCCGCAUCAAAGCCGCCUACACCGGCUGGGCGGCCGUCACCUCAAUCGCGCACGUCUGGUUCAAUGCGUACUUUGAGGGGGGCAACAAACACGACUCUGGCAUCUUCGAAUGUGACUGGGAAGGUCUGGACGGAAUAAAGGGCAGCAGCAGUAAAGGAACCAAAGCCUUGGAGCGCGUGAAAGUUGUCUGGCGCUACGCAUCAAAGGAGCAGCUCGCCGCAGAAGGAAAAGAGCAGUCGGCAGAAAUCGCGAAAUUUCCAGAAGAGAAAGUCAUAACGUUACCGAAACCGGGUGAACCAGUCCAGGAAUCGCAUGCAGCGGAUUGGCAUGGUGGGAAUAUUAUGAGGGAGGAUGAAUCGGGUAUGGAUUUUGAAGAACAUAGGAGUGUUGUUAAUCCUACCAGUUCGGCUGUUAGGCAUGGAAAUGAGUCGCAUAAACCUGCUUCUGUUCAUGAGCCCAAACCUAAAGAGGAAGAGGAGGAAAAAGCAUUAAACGGCACAACACACCCCUUUAUCGCCCAUGCAUCGGCCUCAACAGCAGCAGCAGUGACUUCAGCUGUGAAACGAGUCCGGCGAGAGUUGGGGUUGCGGAAACAGACUGCUGCCAGCACUGAGGUGAGCUUGGCGAGUAGUAGUGCCGAGGACGUGUUCUCGCCGCCACAACAGCAUGGACAACACGAAGGGAAAGAGCAGGGCCAAGCACAAGAUGGGAAUGGGAAUGAGAGUGAUAUGGAAGGCAUCAAGUCGUAUUUGGAUCGGGACGCGAACACGAACACGAGCACGGCGAAGGAGGAUGCCUGA
Messenger RNA from Talaromyces marneffei, 1827 nucleotides. RefSeq lists its product as uncharacterized. The transcript has 3 exons. The record is from RefSeq and is a predicted model, not a curated record. NCBI's taxonomy places the organism in Eukaryota, Fungi, Ascomycota, Eurotiomycetes, Eurotiales, Trichocomaceae. The coding region runs from base 1 to 1827 and encodes 608 amino acids. Gene Ontology annotation, cellular component: plasma membrane; nucleus; cell projection. Gene Ontology annotation, biological process: phosphatidylinositol 3-kinase/protein kinase B signal transduction; negative regulation of cell population proliferation; regulation of phosphatidylinositol 3-kinase/protein kinase B signal transduction. Gene Ontology annotation, molecular function: phosphatidylinositol-3,4,5-trisphosphate 3-phosphatase activity; protein tyrosine phosphatase activity; protein tyrosine/serine/threonine phosphatase activity.